UCUGUUGGGCUUCGCCCGCGCAGGUUCGAACCCUGCUGUCGACGUUUUACCAAUUUUCUUUCUGACAAAAUAGAAAGCAGAGAGAGAGAGAGAUGAUUUUUAUUUGUAUAGGGUUUUGUUCCAAAAAAAAAUUUAAUCUCUCAAACCCCAUGUUUGGUUUCUAAGAAAAAACGAUAGACAAAAAGAAAAAAGAUCUCUCUGUUUUUUUCCUCGAACAAACGGAAAAUGGAAUAUAAUUCAAAUUCCAUUUCACCAGCAACACCACAACACUCAAAAACAACACAAGAACUAGCAAUAGAAGGCCAAAAACAUCUAGAAGAAACAAUCCAAGCUGGUUACCAAAUCCUUUCUUCUAUGAACGAUGAGCUUUGCAACCCCACUUUAUGGUCCACCACCUCCACUGCUACGACUGCUGUGACUUCACCCAUUACUUCUAAAAAUGCCCUAAACGGUGCCGUCGUCAUUACUGUCAAUGGUGAUGCUAAUGCUGCUGUAUCUGAUUCCACUCAUGAGUUGAAUGGUGGUGGUGUGGGUAAUGGAGCUCUUGAUGAAGCUCGGUUUCGGUAUAAGAAUUCGGUUGCUGCUCUUCGUGAUGUUCUUGCGGCAAUUCCUAAUUCUCACAAGGCAAAACCUUUUGAAACGAGUUCUCCAGCAGAUGAAGCUGAGAUUAAGAAGUUGGAAGAGCGAGCCUCCAGCCUAAGAAAGGAACUUGCAAAGAAGAACACAUAUGUCAAGCUACUCAUAGAUCAAUUACGAGAGAUCAUUACUGACAUAUCUACAUGGCAGACUCCUUGUUCUGUCUGAAGUUCGUUCAGAAAUCAUUAUUUUGAAAGGGGAUGCCUGAGAAUAAAGGACUGAGUCUUUGUGAGGUGACGGUGUCUAUCUUGACAUUUUCUUUCUUUGCGACACUGAUAUACAUUAACUUUAGAUCUCUAGAGCUAGAUAGUAAGAAGGCGAUUCUGGGUUAGCAGAAUUUAGUAAAACCAAAGAGAUUUUGAACAAGAGAGCAUGGGUUGUAUAUCUUGACGGAAAUUUCUGGUACAAGCAACUUUGAUUGUUUUUUCAUACGCAAUGACAUUCCCUGUUUGAUCACUACAUGAAGUGAUUUCAGACAUUGUUACUUUUAAUUUGUAAUGUCUGAUUUUUGUUCGCUUUGAACCCCUUAGGAAAUUGUAGCUGCAUCUCAUGAAAUAAACAAUUUAAUUCCUCCACAUAGUGGCCUUACAAUAUAAAUAAAAUACUAUCCCCAACAUGUUUUAAAUCAGAUUACCAAGAAGUUAAUUUGAAGUUGCUUUUUUUGAAAGCACACUCUAGCUGUAAUGCUUUGUUAACAGACGCAAGGGUCUCCUGUGCAUAUGCUUGUGGUAGCCUGCUCUCUCCUUACCCAAAGUUUUACCUUUUGGAGGUAAUUUAAUGUUAGGUUUCUUACCUAUUGUUUUACCCUUUGGGGGUCAUUUAAUGUUAGGUUUCUUACCUAUAGUUUUAUCCGUUGGAGGUCAUUUAAUGCCAGGUUUCUCAUCCAACUAAGUCUGUAACAGAGCCAUGUUACGUAAUCAGGUCAAACAUUGUAUCAAGGCAAGGUGACCUCACUAGAAACUGGAGGGCAUAUACAGGUAAAUUUAAAUUCUCUGUAAAAGCCUGUUUAUUGCACUGUUUGAGCAAACACCUUACAAUAGUUUCAAGUUUCUUUGGCAGCGUCAUUGAUGGCAAAUUUAAAGAGAAAUCGUUGAUGGACCUUUUUAGCAGAAAAUGUUGAUUCUCUUAUAAGCAACUGAUGUUGAAGAACAUCCACAUGUCCUGCGUGUAGGACAGGAAGGCCGUGUAUUGUGGCCUUGCAAUCCUUUUUCUCGCAGAAAAUUUGAUUCGUCAUGUUUGCCUAUCCUUGUCUGCUAGCUACCGUCAGUACAGACCAAACAGAACGAGGUCCCUUCUGCAUUUAAAUGUGGGACUGAUCUUUGCAUCUGUAUUGAUAUUGAAUGCCAACCAAAUUUUGGGUAAAAAAUAAAGGAGGUCGUGUUUGGUUAAA
Populus nigra (black poplar) is the source of this 2026-nucleotide messenger RNA. RefSeq names its product mediator of RNA polymerase II transcription subunit 30-like. Bases 226 to 804 code for a protein of 192 amino acids. The record is from RefSeq and is a predicted model, not a curated record. NCBI's taxonomy places the organism in Eukaryota, Viridiplantae, Streptophyta, Magnoliopsida, Malpighiales, Salicaceae. The transcript has 3 exons. Gene Ontology annotation, cellular component: mediator complex.